CUUUCUCCCCUCCUACUCAUACUAAGAAGCCAGAGAACGUCUCUCCCUUUUCUUCUAUUCUCCUUCUAACCAUUCCUUGUCAAUCUCUAGCUCCAAUUUCUCUAAUGGGUUUCCCUUCUAUUAUUUAUGGCAUUAUACUGCCACGACCUCUUGUAGAACUUCUAGACCUGUGGGCCCAGCUCAAGCUCAUGCUCAGAUUGGCUCUUUUCUAUCUUGGCCUCUUCGAUCCGACCGAUCAAUCCAGUUCUUGGAACGAUCACGGUUACCCGACCGUCUAUUGCCUCUCGCAAUCGUCGCCGCCGAUCACACCUGAGUCGAUCAAGAGGAGGCUCCCGAUCGUAGAAUUCACCGAUUUCGUUGAGCGAUCAGGCAUGGAUGAGCACGAUGAGACGAUCUGCGCCGUCUGCUUGAGUGAUCUGGAGAUGCGCCAUGAGAUCAGAGAGCUGUGCAAUUGCACACAUGUUUUCCACGUGGGGUGCUUGGAUAAGUGGGUGGACCAAGGGCAAGUGACCUGCCCCAUGUGUAGAUCUAAGCUGUUGCCGGAGAAGGAUGAGAACAGGAAGGGUGGAGACUGGUGGUUGGUGGAGAGGAUUUCUUUUCUUUUUGGUGACGAUUUAAUGAGAGAUGGGAAUUGAAUUCAAUGCUGUUUGGUAGUGGUGGCGGUGAAAAAAAACCAUGUAAAUAUCUGUAUUUUUUAAAUUUUUUAAAUUUUUUUAAAUUUUUUUU
Molecule: messenger RNA, 726 nt
Organism: Magnolia sinica
Lineage: Eukaryota; Viridiplantae; Streptophyta; Magnoliopsida; Magnoliales; Magnoliaceae
Product: brassinosteroid-responsive RING protein 1-like
Exons: 1
Coding region: 105-635 (176 amino acids)
Biological process (GO): protein ubiquitination
Molecular function (GO): ubiquitin protein ligase activity; zinc ion binding
Source: RefSeq, a predicted model, not a curated record